GGCGUCAGUGGGAGCAAUAUAAAUAUAAAUGACUUUUCUAACAGUUAAAAGCAUUCUUUUUAUACAUUUUUAAAAUUCGCAAGUUUUUACCAUUUUUUACAUUCGUUAAAUUCGCGGUUCCGAUUGGAAUUGAGAUUUUAAGACAUGGCUUAUGAUUGUGGUGAUGCAAUACCAUCUUUUAAGCUGGUGCUGGUUGGCGAUGGAGGCACGGGAAAGACAACAUUUGUCAAACGUCACAUGACCGGCGAGUAUCAGAAGCGAUAUUUGGCCACCAUGGGAGUGGAGGUGCAUCCAUUGAAAUUUCACACGAGUCGCGGACCAGUACAAUUCCAUGUCUGGGAUACGGCCGGGCAGGAAAAAUUUGGGGGGCUGCGCGAGGGCUAUUACAUUCAGGCGCAAUGUGCCAUUAUCUUCUUUGAUGUGACCUCUCGGACCACCUAUAAGAAUGUGCCCAACUGGUAUCGGGAUUUGAUGCGUACCUGCGGCCACAUACCAAUUGUUCUGUGCGGAAAUAAGAUUGACAUUAAGGACUGCAAGGUCAAGCCAAAGGGUUUGGAUUUCCAUCGCAAGAAAAAUAUACAGUACUUUCCGAUAUCUGCGAAAUCAAAUUAUAAUUUUGAGAAACCUUUUCGCUGGCUGGCUCGGGUGCUGGUUGGUGAUCCUCGUCUAGAGUUUGUAGAGAUGCCUGCAUUGCAGCCGCCGGACGUGCGCAUGGCCAAAAGCUGGCAACUGAAAAUGGAGCACGAACUGGCACAGGCGGGUCUUUUACUUGAGGAUGACGAUGAGAAUUUAUAGAUACUGCUAAAAAAAUUUUGUUUGUGUACACAAAUUUUAGACCGAUGACGACAAGAAUUAAAUAUAAAAUUGAAGCUUUGACUUUCCUUUGCUACGUCAAGGUGUAGCAUAAUAUUA
Messenger RNA from Drosophila virilis, 912 nucleotides. Its product is annotated as GTP-binding nuclear protein Ran. NCBI's taxonomy places the organism in Eukaryota, Metazoa, Arthropoda, Insecta, Diptera, Drosophilidae. Gene Ontology annotation, molecular function: GTPase activity; GTP binding. The record is from RefSeq and is a predicted model, not a curated record. Gene Ontology annotation, biological process: ribosomal subunit export from nucleus; protein import into nucleus. Gene Ontology annotation, cellular component: cytoplasm; nucleus.